Molecule: messenger RNA, 772 nt
Organism: Fulmarus glacialis (Northern fulmar)
Lineage: Eukaryota; Metazoa; Chordata; Aves; Procellariiformes; Procellariidae
Product: extracellular serine/threonine protein kinase FAM20C-like
Exons: 4
Biological process (GO): protein phosphorylation
Cellular component (GO): Golgi apparatus
Molecular function (GO): phosphotransferase activity, alcohol group as acceptor
Source: RefSeq, a predicted model, not a curated record
AUGCGGUGCCGGCUACGAACACUUUUCCAAAGGAAAUUUAAAGUCAGCCUCCUCUUUCUCCUGCUCUUGGCCCUCCUGGUGCACCUGGCGAUGGAUUUGGCUCUCCCCGCAGCUCUCAGGCCCUGUGGCUGUGAUGCGAAAGCACCGAAAGCCUCGGGUGUCCCAUCAGGCAGCCCCGUGCUGGCCAGCCCCAAAAAGCUGAGCCUGCGAAUCCUUCAGGAUUUCAGCGGCAGCAACGGCUCCCUGGAGAAAAGCUCCCAGCUGCAGGGAGCGGGGCCGCACGCGAGGGCUGCAGAGCCGGGGGUCCGGCACCAGCGCGGAGAGGGGAAUGCGGGGCGGACCGAGGGAUCAAAGCUGGCGGCACUCUUCAAGCAUCCUCUUUACAACAUCCCGAUCCCGGAGGUGACAGAGAAAGACAAGCUGUUUGUCGUCAACCCCAUGGAGAAGUUCAGCCUGCGCAGCAGCGGGAGUGACGAAUGGCAGACCCGGGACCAGGAGACCCCCAUCGACUUCUUCUACUUCUCGGACUUUGAGCGGCACAAUGCAGAGAUUGCAGCCUUCCACCUGGACAGGAUCCUGGAUUUCCGGCGAAUCCCCCCAGUUUCUGGCCGUUUGGUCAAUAUAACGAAGGAGAUUCGUGACAUCACCACGGACAAGAAACUGGCCAAGACUUUCUUCAUCUCCCCAGCGGGCAACGUCUGCUUCUACGGGGAGUGCUCCUACUACUGCUCUACCGAGCAUGCCCUCUGCGGCAAGCCGGACCGGCUGGAGG